Manis pentadactyla (Chinese pangolin) is the source of this 939-nucleotide messenger RNA. RefSeq names its product olfactory receptor 481-like. Gene Ontology annotation, biological process: sensory perception of smell; G protein-coupled receptor signaling pathway. Lineage: Eukaryota; Metazoa; Chordata; Mammalia; Pholidota; Manidae. The record is from RefSeq and is a predicted model, not a curated record. The coding region runs from base 1 to 939 and encodes 312 amino acids. Gene Ontology annotation, molecular function: G protein-coupled receptor activity; olfactory receptor activity; odorant binding. Gene Ontology annotation, cellular component: membrane. The transcript has a single exon.
AUGGAGCCUGGUAACCACACAAUGGUGACAGAGUUCAUUAUUUUGGGUUUAACAGAGGAUCCUACACUUCGCCCCAUCUUUUUUGUGGUUUUUCUAGGAAUCUAUGCUGCUACUCUGUUGGGCAAUAUCAGCAUAAUCAUGUUAAUCCAAAGAAGCCCUCAACUUCACACCCCCAUGUACCUUUUCCUCAGCCAUUUGGCCUUUGUGGACAUUGGGUACUCCACAUCAGUCACACCCCUUAUGAUUGUGAGUUUCCUAAGAGAGAGAACUACUAUCCCUGUGGCUGGCUGCAUAGCCCAGCUUGGCUCCGAUAUCAUCUUUGGAACGGCUGAGUGCUUCCUGCUGGCUGCCAUGGCCUAUGACCGCUAUGUGGCCAUCUGCUCCCCACUUCUCUACUCUAUUCAAGUGUCUUCCAGAGUCUGCAUCACCUUAUUGGUGGCUUCCUAUCUGGGUGGAUGUGUGAAUGCUUCAUUGUUCAUUGGCUGUUUAUUGAGCCUGACUUUCUGUGGGCCAAGAAAAAUCAAUCAUUUCUUCUGUGACUUCCCACCACUAGUGAAGCUAUCUUGUACCCAUAUUUAUGUUGCUGAAAUAUCUCCUGCCAUCUUAGCUGGAUCAAUCAUUGUAAUCACACUGUUUAUUAUAGUUGUUUCGUAUGUAUACAUCCUCCACUCCAUCCUGAAGAUGCGCUCCACCGAGGGGAGGUACAAGGCCUUCUCUACCUGCACGUCCCACCUCACUGCAGUCACUUUAUUUUUUGGGACCGUCACGUUUGUUUAUAUCAUACCAAAGUCAAGCUACUCACCUGACUGUAUUAAAGUGGUGUCUGUGUUCUACACAGUACUGGUCCCUAUGUUGAACCCCCUGAUCUACAGUCUGAGGAACAAAGAGGUGAAAGAGGCCAUGAGAAAAUGGAUGGCUAGAAGUCAUUGGUCAUUUUGA